AUGCAUGGUCGUUCUAAACACAUUGAUGUCCGAUUUUACUUUCUUCGAAAUCUUACCAAGACUGGAUCUGUCAAGAUGAUAGAAAGCACCACCACAAUAGUUUUCUUGCUUGCAAUAGUUGCAACUGAGAAGAGGUUAUCACUAAUCAAGGCAUGGGAAGAAAGUGAAAAAUCAAAAGCUGAAAACAAGGCACAUAAAAAUCUUUCAGCCAUUUCGGCAUGGGAAAACAGCAAGAAAGCUUCAGUCGAGGCAGAUCUAAAGAAAAAAGAAGAAGAAUUGGAGAAGAAAAAAGCAGAAUAUGCAGAAAAGAUAAAGAACAAAAUAGCUGAAAUUCACAAGGAAGCUGAAGAGAAAAGAGCAAUAAUUGAGGCAAAGAAAGGAGAAGAACUUCUGAAGGAGACAGCUGCAAAGUAUAGAGCAACUGGAACAGCUCCAAAGAAACUCCUAGGCUGUUUCUAAACCUUCAAACAUAAAACAUUGUCCAAAACAAAAAGUGUUC
Vigna radiata var. radiata (mung bean) is the source of this 499-nucleotide messenger RNA. Its product is annotated as remorin-like. NCBI's taxonomy places the organism in Eukaryota, Viridiplantae, Streptophyta, Magnoliopsida, Fabales, Fabaceae. Bases 1 to 459 code for a protein of 152 amino acids. The transcript has 4 exons. The record is from RefSeq and is a predicted model, not a curated record.